Molecule: messenger RNA, 1439 nt
Organism: Funneliformis geosporum
Lineage: Eukaryota; Fungi; Glomeromycota; Glomeromycetes; Glomerales; Glomeraceae
Source: the annotation of a GenBank genome assembly
AUGGAAUUCACUAAUAUUCAACUUGCCUUUGGAUUCUUAAGCUUUUUGAUUGCAUUUAUUUUAUUGCGUCGUGAGCGAAGUGUAAAAUUGAAUGAACCCCAUCUUGUGUAUUAUAAAUAUCCAAUUAUUGGACAUACUUUUGAUUAUCAUAAAGACAAUCAAAAAUUUAUGAAAGAAUGCUAUAAAAAGUACGGAGAAAUCUUUUCAUUAUACGUCUUUGGUCAAAUUAUAACUGUAGUUGGCAGAGAACAUUCUCCUGAAAUCUUCAAAAAUCACAAAGAAUUUUCUUUCACCGAAGCUACUCAAGAGUUUUUUCCUAUGCAUGGCUUUUUGAGUCGCCCAAACAAUUAUUUUGAUCAAGUAUCCACAGUUAUUCAAAGAAAUUUGUCAGGAGAUUUAAAAUUCUAUACGAGUCGAGUUCAAGAACAACUACUUAUAUCUAUUGAAAAAAUAAUUGGAGACGGUAAAGUUUUACAACCCCCUUUAAAAACCUUACAACUCCUUGUCGCAAAACCGGUUGCCGCUGCUGUGGCCGAAGAAUUGGCUGAUGAUAAAGAAUUGAUAAAUACAUUCGCAUAUGCUGUACAUGAUAUUGCUUCGUUCUUAGCAAUUCCACCUGUUUUAAGUUUCAUUAAUCCUAACUUGCAGAAGAAUUUUCUGAUAACGCUUUUUCAUUUUUCAAGCAAUCCCUUCAAAGGUCAUAGAGAACUCAUUAAAAGAAAGAUUACGCCAGUGGUUAAUAAACGAUUAAGUGAAAUGAAGAAGCUUGAUGGUGCUUAUACUCCACCGGUUGAUCUUUUACAAAAAUUUAUUGAACUUUUUGGUGAAGAUAUCGAAGGCAUCACGGAUUAUAUAAUUUCAGUAAUAUUUGCAGCUGUACAUACAACGUCAACAUUUCUUACUUAUGCUCUACAAGAAUUUGUAAAUAACCCGCAGAUUCAUGAGGAAUUACUAGAAGAACAAGAACAAAUGUAUAAAAGUAAAGAAACUGACUAUUACUCUAUUGAACAAAUUUCGAAAAUGGAAAAGUUAGAUAGUAUGGUUAGAGAAACAUUAAGAGUAUAUUCCGAUACGAGUGCAUUACCACAUAAAGUAUUGUCUCCUUAUUAUACAUUUGCAAGCGGACAUCAAGUUCCAAAAGGCCGAAGUGUUUAUAUUCGUAUGCAAGACAUUCAUUAUGAUGAUAAUCUUCAUGGCCAAAAUUCGAAAGAAUUUGAAGCUUUCCGACAUUUGAAAAGUAAAUCACCUGCCUCACGUAUUGAAAAGAGUUUCUUAAUAUUCGGUUUUGGUAAACAUGCUUGUCCAGGACGAUUUUUUGCGGUAAACGAAAUUAAAGUUGCUUUGCAUUACUUAUUAUUGAAAUAUAAUAUUAGAAAGGUUGGCGAUGAAAAAAUUAAACCAAUAAUGAUGGGAGCUUCAGUUUUUCCUAGUGAUGAAGG